Kwoniella botswanensis is the source of this 237-nucleotide messenger RNA. RefSeq lists its product as uncharacterized. Lineage: Eukaryota; Fungi; Basidiomycota; Tremellomycetes; Tremellales; Cryptococcaceae. The transcript has a single exon. Bases 1 to 237 code for a protein of 78 amino acids. The record is from RefSeq and is a predicted model, not a curated record.
AUGUCUAUUGGGAAAAGACAGGAUGAUAUUGAGAAGCAAUUGAGAGACGAAGUUUGGAAAUUCAGGAUGCAAUAUCCUUAUUACUGGGAUUUGGAUAAGAACGAGCUCGAAGUUCGGAUGAAUAAUGUCAGGUUCAUAGACGUGAGGUGGUUUGUAGAUCAUGUGGAAUGGUGGGACUGGAUCGAACCAAGUGUGUUGGCAGAUUGGAAGAAGGUCAUGGAUGGGUUGCCGAAGUGA